UUUUAUAAACGCGUUGUACUCAAACAAAUCCGUAUAUAAAUAACAUUAAACGAUUUAUAUUCAGUAACAUACCAGUCCCUUAGCCUAAUGCAUGUCCGGUAUGGAAGUUCACUGAACAACAUAAAAAUUUGUGUCAUCAACGACGUCUCGAGUGUGAUUUUUAUAUGGUUGGUCCGUGGGUCUCCUGAAGGCUGGUUAGAAAUGUUAACAAUUAAAGCGUUAAUAUUGACUGUGUAUGUAUGCUAUUGUGAAGGAAUAUCGAGAGUGACACUGAACGAUCGACCUAUUAUCGGCGUGUUAUCACAAGAACAAUCUAAACAUCUUCAUUCAAAGUUUCCUGACGAAAACUAUACGAGUUACAUCGCUGCAUCAUAUGUGAAGCAUGUUGAAGCCGCGGGAGCACGAGUUGUGCCAAUUCUGAUCGGAAAGAACCGCAAAUAUUAUGAGGAUCUUAUGAAAAAAAUCAAUGGGGUAUUUCUUCCAGGAGGCGCUACAUUCUUCAAUCAGUCGAAUGGAUUUGCCGAUGCUGGACAGCAUAUUUACGAUAUAGCUCAACUAAUGAAUACAUCGGGAGACUAUUUCCCAAUUUUUGGCACAUGUUUGGGAUUUGAAUUACUAAUAAUACUCGCAUCUGGAAGAGGGGAGAAGGAAAAUAGAGUCAAAUGUUAUUCGUUUAGGAAUUUAUCGCUCAACUUUACAAAUGAUUUUCGUAGCAGUAAAAUGUUCAAAGAUGCCACUGAAGACAUUAUCAGAAUUCUUGAAACUGAAGAUAUCACUGUCAACGCGCACCAAUUUUGUAUACUCGACGAAAAUCUGAAAUCUCAUAACUUGACUAAAGACUGGCGAGUUACGUCACACAGUAAAGACGACAACGGGACAUCGUUUAUAGCAACUAUUGAACACACCAGGUAUCCCUUCUAUGGAGUACAAUUUCACCCUGAAAAGGUCGCAUACGAAUGGAAGGCAUCUAAAAAUUACCCGCACACAAUGAACGCGUUACAGACAAAUCGAUAUUUCAUGGAUUUCUUCGUAAGUGAAUGUAGGAAAAAUUACCAUCGAUUUCCCAGUACGAAGGAAGAAAAUGAUUACUUAAUAUAUAAGUAUGCACCAGUUUUUACAGGUGAACUUGGUAGUUCGUACCAACAGUGUUAUUUCUUUGAACCCAGAGGUGUUGAUACUAAAUAUAACUUUAAUCUUUUAAAGGAUGAACAAAAUUCCCACUAUAGAACAGAUUUGUAUUAAUAUUUUGUAUCGAAUAUUUAAUCAUUAUCUAAAUUUUCACCAAAAUGUAUUAUUUAAUUUGGAUUGGAUGAUAAAUUUGCUAAUUGAUAAGAUACACUAUCUUAUGAGCUGGCAUAGCAGACAAAAUCUGGAAAAAAAUCUAAUCGUAUCGUUCAUCUUAGUGACGGACGACAUAGGGUUAACAAUGUUCCACUUUUUCAUUUUUUUUGCUCGAUACUUUAAUCUCUUAGCAUUUCAUAUAGUCUGUGUGAUAAGAGGAUUUUUAGGCUGACAACACUGUUAUUGUCUUAAUUAUUUUAAGAUAAAAAAUAAAGGGUUAAAUUGGUAAUAAGUGAAAUGUUGUGUCGCAGAUAAGAAUUAUAUUAGUUCGCAUAACCACUAGCCGGUUCUCUUUUCGCACAGACUAUGAAAUGCCAAUGUGUGAAGUCAGUGUCAGUGUUUACUGCUAUUUAUCUGUCUUUGUUGAAAUUUACGUAAUUGUAGAGCACUUUAAAAACUUAAUUCUCAUUUGUCCUUAGGUUUUGAAAUCCAUUAUUUAAAAUAACGUGUUAGCAUAGAUUUUAUUUUAUGUACUUAGUGAAAACUAACAAAGAAGGUUUCAUGUGAUUUUAAUUAUAUGUAUUAGAAGUAGUUAGUACAUCAUAAAUAAAAUGUAUUUUA
Molecule: messenger RNA, 1902 nt
Organism: Pieris brassicae (large cabbage white)
Lineage: Eukaryota; Metazoa; Arthropoda; Insecta; Lepidoptera; Pieridae
Product: gamma-glutamyl hydrolase A-like
Exons: 7
Coding region: 88-1242 (384 amino acids)
Biological process (GO): tetrahydrofolylpolyglutamate metabolic process
Cellular component (GO): vacuole
Molecular function (GO): gamma-glutamyl-peptidase activity
Source: RefSeq, a predicted model, not a curated record